Rotaria sp. Silwood2 is the source of this 1545-nucleotide messenger RNA. The record is from the annotation of a GenBank genome assembly. NCBI's taxonomy places the organism in Eukaryota, Metazoa, Rotifera, Eurotatoria, Philodinida, Philodinidae.
AUGGGUACCUACAACGAGAAAAUUGAUAUUCUAUUACACGAUGAUAUCUUCACAAAUACUUUAAAUUUGGUUUCAACAUCAUCAACUGAUGAUGAUGAGCAUAUACGUUCAAUUGAUGAUCGAAUACUUGAUCGUCUUUGUAUUAAUAUAUUACCUAAUAUACAUCAUAAUGUCAAACAUCUUCUUUUCGAAUCAAUGUCUAUGGAGCGUAUUCUUCUUGCUGGCAACUAUCCAAAUUUAACUUCUAUGAAAUUAUUUAAUUUUACACAACAUAUUGCUUUAAAUUAUUUUACAGAUGAAUCAAUCUUUCAAUAUAUUUUUAAAUAUCAAAUAAAAGAACUUAUUCUUGAAAAUAAUGAUUAUUAUAAUUGCAUAGAACAAACAAUAGUAUUAAAAGAAUAUACUAAAAAUGUUUAUUUAUCAAUAAUGAAUUUAUUCAAAAAUCUUAAAUCUUUAACUAUUAUUUCAUCAUCCAAAAUCAAUUAUCCACCAUUGUCCAUUCAUGAUUUACCAUCAACUACUUUUUUUUCUUCGAUUCUUACAAAUUUAUGUAUCAAUGUAAAUAUUUUAGAUGAUUGUCUUUAUUUACUUGAUGGUCGUCUUAAACAAUUAAUUACAUUUAUUGUACAAAUUGAUUGUAUACAUAAUGAUUCAUCAAUUGUUCACAAUACCAAUGAUCUAUCAAAUUUGAAAUGUUUCUCAUUAACAUGUUUUAGUCUAACUAAUGCAUAUGAUAAUCAAUUAAUACCUUUACUUCGUCGUAUGACUUAUUUGGAAAAAUUAACUUUAUAUAUUCGUCUUGUAGAUCGAUCUACAUUUGUUGAUGGUACUCAUCUAUAUAAUGAAAUUCUCAUGCAUAUGUCUCAACUUCAUAAAUUUAAUUUCUAUAUUAGUACUAAAAUUCCAAUUGAUGAUUCAGUUCAUCAUUUAUCAGAUGAUAAUAUGCAACAAACAUUUAAUAAUAUAGGUUAUUAUCAAACAUCUUGUAUUGUUGAUUAUUAUUCUUCAUCAAAUGCAAUAUGUCAUGUUUUUUCACUUCCAUUUAUAUUUAAUCGUCUUGAAAUGAUCACCAAUAAGUUUCCAUCUUUAAUAUUUUCUCAUGUUACUUAUUUGCAAGUAGUUGAUGCAAUUCAAUUCAAUUAUAGUUUUUUCAUUCGAGUUUCUAAAGCUUUUACAUUGUUGAAAUAUUUUACUAUUAUUAAUAUGAUGUCACCAUUAUGGAAUUUUGAAGAAUAUGAAGCUGAUUAUAUUCAAUCAAAUUCAAUUAUUAGAUUUCCUCAUCUUAUUUCACUUAAUAUGAAUAAUUUAGAUAAAUAUUAUAUUGAACAGUUUUUACUUGAUACAAAAACUCAUGUACCACGUUUAACCGAAUUGAAACUAUCUUAUAGAAAUUUGAAAAAUGUAACAAAGAAUUUUACAAGAAAUGCAACACGAAACAACUGUGCUAAUAUAAAACGAAUAAACUUUUGCGACAAACGUGAUUAUCCAAAUAAACUCUAUGUCUAUUUUCCUUCCUUAGAGAUUGUUUCUUUUUCUAUUAUUUGA